Drosophila biarmipes is the source of this 1747-nucleotide messenger RNA. RefSeq lists its product as uncharacterized. Gene Ontology annotation, cellular component: membrane. Gene Ontology annotation, molecular function: transmembrane transporter activity. The transcript has 3 exons. NCBI's taxonomy places the organism in Eukaryota, Metazoa, Arthropoda, Insecta, Diptera, Drosophilidae. Bases 42 to 1700 code for a protein of 552 amino acids. The record is from RefSeq and is a predicted model, not a curated record. Gene Ontology annotation, biological process: transmembrane transport.
UCGGCGGGGUCGGUUGUCCGAAAGCGAAAAAAAACAACCAAAUGAGGAACGAUAAGUUUGCUCAACCACCGCCAAUGGGCUUUGCCUCUGCACCACCACAGCAGGGAUAUCCACAGCCUGGAUUUCCACAGCCAGGAUACAACCACCCAGGAUAUAACCAGCCAGGGCAUCCCUGGAGUCCCCCUUCACAACAGUCGGGAUUUUCCGGCUAUCCGCCACCACCACAACAUGGCUAUCCGCCGCAGUUCUACGGAGCUCCACCUGGUUAUGGAGCACCACAGCCGCCACCACCUAUGCAUUUGCCGCAACAAACCACCACGGUGGUGGUGAAUGGUGGAUGGUACAGUCGGACUCAGAAGAACAAGCCACAAUCAAAUGCUGUUGGCGCAGCGGGUCUCAUUUUUGUCUCGGGAGGAAUGAACAUUGCGUGGAGCAUUGGGUUUCAUGGACCCCUCUACUAUAGGAUCAACGAUCUUGACUGCGCAGCCUGGUUCAUAGGUGGCAUCAUAGGAGCGCUGCUCAGCUGUUUUCUGGCCAACAAAAUAGCCAAGAAGUAUGUCCUGAUCUUCAGCUCGAUACUGGUGAUGAUUGGUGGCAUUGUGAUUGCCAGUACCCGGUAUAAUAGUCAUGCCAGGCUGGCGGCAACCUAUAUGGAUGGCAUAGCCAAUGGACUGGUGUUUGCUCCCUUUAUGGCCUUGGCUGGCGAGGUCUCAGUUCCCUAUAUGAGGGGUCUGGUGGCAGCCAGUAUUGAGCAGAUGUGCUUUGGCCUGGGCAUCUUCCUGCAGAUCGUCUACACCACCUCGUGGAACUACUCCUCGUACCCAUCGUACAACUCCUUCUCGUCCGAGAACAUGAAGGGAGUGCUGAGCACUAUUUAUGGUCUGCUGGCCUUGGUUAUAGGCUCCCUGCUUUGCAUUGAAUCGCCGGUGAUAAUGCUGGCCAAGAACAACGACGAGCAGGGGGCCAUCGAUGCCCUUCGGCGACUCCAGAGGCCCUACACCUUGACCAACGAGACCUACGAACAGCUGGCGGAGCACAAGAAAUACUUGGCCCAGAACGAGGCCCUUUCGACGGGCCAGAGCAUUGGACAGGCUCUGCCCACCCUCGUUAAACUGGUCUUCCUGCGCGGUCUGAAUGCCAUGAGCAUUUCUAGCUUUGUCCGCUUGACCCUGGUGUAUUCCUCUGGAUACUAUGGAUAUGGAUUGAGCUAUUGGUGCUGGGCCAUUGGAUUCGGGAUCUGCCGCUGGAUGGGCAACUUUGUAGCCACCUUCUGCAUGGAAUCAGCGGGUCGCAAGAAGCCCACCCUCCUGGGUCUCAUUGUGUGCGGUGUCCUGGCCUUUGUGAUUGCCGCCCAGUACAACAUAAUCACCUAUGACACCGGUAAUGUCAUCAUGCUGCUUGUCUUCCAGCUAUUCGCCGGAGUAGCCUUCACGGCCACUUCACCCUACCUGUCGGAGGCCUAUCCCCUAGCAGUUAAGCAGCCCUUUAUCGCCCUCACCUUCAUUGGCGAGAUGCUGGUCUUCAUAGUGCUAACCCUUAUAACAUGGAGCCAUUCUGGCGGAGCCAACUACUUUUAUGCCAUGGGAGGACUCUACUUCUUCGGAUUCGUCAUCGUGGCUCUCUGCUUGCCAGAGACCAGAAGGAAAACUCUCAGAGGAGCCCAGGAUAUGUUCAGUACCUUCAUCAGCAGGGGUUUCUAGUAUGCCAUGUAUGUGUCAGACCAAAGAUAAUAAAUAUUUAUAGCUAA